Messenger RNA from Lotus japonicus, 3995 nucleotides. RefSeq lists its product as uncharacterized. The transcript has 3 exons. The record is from RefSeq and is a predicted model, not a curated record. NCBI's taxonomy places the organism in Eukaryota, Viridiplantae, Streptophyta, Magnoliopsida, Fabales, Fabaceae. Gene Ontology annotation, cellular component: membrane. Bases 164 to 3964 code for a protein of 1266 amino acids.
UGUUCUACUCUUGCUUUUACUUAACCAUACACACACCACCACUGUGUCAGCAAAGCAUUUCCUAUACAGUUUCCCUGGAGACUGCAGCCAUUCAUCUAAUCGGCCACUAUCACCCUCAAAUAUUCCCUCUCCGUCGUUGUAUGGGCUUUUCACUUCCACCACCAUGAACCUUCAAACCCUAAUCACCUCCAUCACUAGCCGCCGGGGAUUGUUGCACUUGGCCAGAUCAUUCACUUGUUAUGCGGUUCUGCUCUGUAUCUUUUCAUGCCUUGCUGCAUAUGGAUUAGGCUCUUUGAAUGGGAUACAAAAUCAACCAGAUUAUGAUGCUUGUGCAUCUCCUGGGAAAAGUUACUCUUUUGGCUCCUCAGACACAAUUGUCAGCAACUCUGGUUCAGGCCAUGGGUUUCCAACUACCCAUAACAGUGUUGAAAAUGUGUGUCCAAACAGUCAUUUGUUAUGCUUUCCUUCAAUGUUGUCUGAAUUUUCUCAUAAAGAGAAAAAUAUGAAGGCAGCUUCUGUAGGAGAACCUGGCAGUCAUUACAAAAGUCCAUUUUGUGUACAGUUAGCUCAAGAUAGCAGGCAAGCAAGUAACAAAAGCUGGUCAUCUGAUCAUGGUGUGUUUAGGUUACAUAAUGGAAGGGCUGUGUCUUGUUCCCUAAAAUCCAGAGAAGCAGUGAAUGAGGUACCAUUUCUGCAAACUAAGGUUGGUCAUAAAGAUGAUACUUUACCCUGUGGAGGCUCUUUACUUAAGCAGAAGACAGCACAUUUUGGGUCCAAGAACUCUGAGGUGUCCAAAUCAAAUUCCUAUGAUGGUUCUGUCUUGCCCAAUGUAAGGAUUAGCCCUACUGUGCUGGACUGGGGAGAAAAAUAUCUGUAUUCUUCUUCAGCAGCUUUGUUAACUGUAGAAAAUACAUGCAAUGAGAGCACAUUACACCUCUAUGAACCAUUCAGCACAGACUUACAGUUCUACCCUUGUAACUUCAGCGAGAUUUCUCUUAGACCUGGUGAAUCAGCUUUAAUUUGUUUUGUUUUCUUCCCUAAAUACCUGGGCUUGUCCUCAGCUAGCCUGAUCUUGCAGACAAAUUCUGGUGGAUUCAUAGUAGAGGCUAAAGGAUAUGCUACUGAGUCUCCUUUUGGAAUUCAGUCCUUAUCAGGUGUGGAGAUUUCUCCAGGUGGAAGGUUGAGCAAGAAUUUUUCGUUAUUUAAUCCAUUCGACGAACCCCUUUAUGUGGAGGAAAUAACUGCUUGGAUAUCAAUUUCUUCAGGGGAUACUUCAGUUGAAACUGAAGCAGUUUGUCGGAUGAAUGAUUUUGAGGCUUCUGAUACUCAUCUAUUUCCAACCAUUAAGGACCGAUUGGUUGUGAAAAGUAGCCAAAUUGGUUCACCGGUAGUAGCAAUCAGGCCUCACAGGAACUGGGAUAUUGGUCCACAUAGCUCUGAAAGUCUCAUCAUGGAGAUGGAUGUUACAGUUGGAUUUGAGGGGAAAAUAUUUGGUGCAUUUUGUUUGCAUUUACUGAGGUCCUCACAAGACAUGUCUGAUACUGUUAUGAUUCCUAUUGAAGCUGAAGUCGAUAAUCGUUCUGCCUAUGACACUGGUGGUUUAUUUAUUUCAGCAACUCUUGAGGGUCUAGCCACAUGUGAUAGUGGUGAAAGUGCUAUCACUAUAACUGUAAGAAAUGGUGCCCCUUAUGUUUUAAGUUUUGUUAAAGUCCUACAAGUUGCUGAUGUGGAGCUUUUCCAUAUCAAGUACAAGGAAGGCUUACUACUUUUCCCUGGUACUGCAACUCAAGUUGGCAUUAUUUACUGUAGUCAGAUGCACUUAGAUUUGAGUGACAUCCCACCUGAAGUCUCCAAGUUGCGAGAGAACUGCAAAUUGCUGAUUCUUACAAAUGACUCAACUAAUCCCCUGAUUGAGAUUUCAUGUGAGGACAUAUUACAUAUUUGUUUUGAACAUCAAAGGCUUUCAUCUGUUGGAGCAGAAGGCAAGUCUAAACAUAUCCAAUCUGGCAGGGCAGGGUAUGUGGACAGAGGCAUGCAGUUACCACCGAAGUUGAACAUAAAGGUUUCAGAGACAGCAGGUGUAGAUGAACUUGUUCUUGCAAACUGGAAGUCUCUAGGAACCACUGAUGAUAUGUCUGUGCUUGAAGACCGUGAGGUGCUGCUAUUUCCGAAGAUUCAGGUUGGAAGUUAUGUCUCUCGGGGGAUCACUGUAAAGAAUCCUAGCCAACAUCCAGUUAUGAUGCAGCUUAUGUUGAACUCAGGAGAAAUAAUUAACGAGUGUAGAGGUUUAGAAGAUUUAUUGCACCCUUCUUCAUCUGGUAAUUUGGUUCUGGAUGAAGAUGCUACUCCAACUAAGUAUGGAUUCUCAGUACCAAAGAGUGCACUGACAGAGGCUUAUGUGCACCCUAAUGAUAGUGUAACUUUAGGGCCGAUUAUUUUUUAUCCAUCCAAUCCUUGUGGGUGGAGUGGUUCAGCAUUGAUUAGAAACAAUCUUUCAGGUGUUGAGUGGAUACCUUUAAGGGGAUUUGGAGGGUUGCUUUCUCUAGUUUUCCUUGAAGGGUCUGAGCAAGUGCAGAGUGUAGAUUUUGACCUCAAAAUGCACAAGCCACUCAAUUUUUCUCUUCCGUAUGCCUUACUUCACAUGAAGGAGAUGACAUCUGCCUGCUCACAACCUUUAGUGAAAGAGUUAUAUGCCAAGAACACAGGAGAUUUGCCCUUGGAGGUUAAAAGUAUCAGAGUUUCUGGGAGAGAAUGUGGGUUGGAUGGUUUUAAGAUUCUUAAUUGUUGGGGUUUCGCUCUUGAACCUGGGGAGUCAACUAAACUUCUGAUAUCAUACCAGACUGAUUUUUCUGCUGCUGUUGUGCAUCGAGAUCUUGAACUCUCCUUGCAGACUGGUAUUUUUCUGUUACCCAUGAAGGCGAGUUUCCCACAUGAUAUGCUGUGUAACUGCAAGAAAUCUAUGUUCUGGAUGCGAGUUAAGAAAUACCUGCUUGGAUUCCUUUUCGUUGCAUCCUUUGUGUUUCUGAUGUUUUGGUUCAUAUUUCCUCAAACCCCUGCGUUGGGAUCCUUGGAUUUCACAUGCAAGACUGAUGAUAAAUUGGUCCAGACCACAAUAAAAAGUGCUGAGAAAUCCUCUUUGCUACAAAAGGGACCGCAUAGGCUAUCAAUGUGUAAUAAGAUAAAUCAUCUAAUGGAGGCCUCUUGUGGCAGAUAUUCCUUGUCUCAGGAUUUGAGGCAGAGUUCUGAAAAUCAGAAACAACAGACUGGUAAUUUAUUGGAUGCUCAAAGUGAAAGAGUAUUGUCUUCUUCCACAACAGUUCAAAGCUCUGAUUCAAUGAAACCAUCCCAGUUGGGCAGUCUCGUUGUUAAAAAUGGUAGAGAAAAGGGAAGAAGAAAGAAGAAGAGGAGUCUCGGUGCGAAAUUGGCAGCCUUAUCUGAAGUUUCUAGUAGUCAGAGCGGGAACUCCACACCCUCAUCUCCAUCAUCGCCAAUGGCUUCUGCUACACCUAAAUGUAGCUGGCCUUUGUCUUCCAAUGUGGAGCCACCCCUUGAGACUAUGGUGACUGCUCAGCGUUCUGUCAUCAAACAAGCUUUUAAGACUGAUGCUGAAGCAAAUGUGCUGAAGUCAGCUUCAAAAUGUCCAGCUACUAGCAUACCUGUUCAGAUACCUUGUGCUGCUACUCCUCCCAUUCUUCCCUUUUCCAUGGUUUCAAACUGUCCCAGUACCGCCUCGCAUGCUCGCGCUCCGGGAUCCAAACUCCACAACCAAAAAGCUGCUGAAGCUCAAGAGACAGGACUUGCUGAUGAGUAUACAUAUGAUAUUUGGGGUGAUCAUUUCUCUUUGCUUCACAUUUUAGUUCCCAAAAAUGCUACUCCCAUGAAGUAUAGUUCUGUGGAAAAUGACUUCGACAGCUUUUUUGUAAAGGGUCCACAAACCCUUGUGACAAAAUCUCAAGAAGGCUAAUAAAAAAGUAAUAAGUUGAAAAACUAUUUCA